Messenger RNA from Notolabrus celidotus (New Zealand spotty), 6664 nucleotides. RefSeq names its product ring finger protein 144aa (gene rnf144aa). Bases 730 to 1701 code for a protein of 323 amino acids. Gene Ontology annotation, cellular component: cytoplasm; ubiquitin ligase complex; Golgi apparatus. The transcript has 9 exons. Gene Ontology annotation, molecular function: zinc ion binding; ubiquitin conjugating enzyme binding; ubiquitin protein ligase activity. The record is from RefSeq and is a predicted model, not a curated record. Gene Ontology annotation, biological process: ubiquitin-dependent protein catabolic process; positive regulation of proteasomal ubiquitin-dependent protein catabolic process; protein polyubiquitination. Lineage: Eukaryota; Metazoa; Chordata; Actinopteri; Labriformes; Labridae.
GUUUGUGUAAAGGUGCUGGUUGAUAAGCUCUGCCUUUACGCAGGACAGCAGACGGGAAGCCUCUCACGAACAAAUGGCGUCCCUCCAGAGCGAAGCAGCUGAUUUCUCACCGAGCACGGCAGCGGGGACGACGGAGAGGUAAACACGCCACCCCCGGUUUCCCCUCCUCUGCAACCAGAUAUCCCUUUGCGUUCAGCUGCGUUCGUGGUGGUUGGACGUUGCGCACCCUUUUGGUAACAGAGAUUUAGACCGCUGUUUCCCCGGCGUACAAACAAUCCUCCUGUCAAACAAAAACAGAGGAGAGAGAGAUUCAGCUGCAGCGUUUUCUCCUCUCCUGCCAGCUUAUUUCUCCUGGUGGUCGGUGUUUCUCUUCACCAGGGGUCCUGACGCGACAGCAGCAGGUCAGAUGUUUCCACUCCGACGUUGGAGGGACACAUAAUGAACAUGGGCAUCACCCCCUCAGAGAUAUCCUCCUCCUCCUUCUCCUCCUCCUCCUCUUCUCCCUCCACCGCCUGACUGGUUGGCUGCCUCUUCGCUAAUCCAAUUCAGGAGAUCAUCUUUUCCACCUUUUCCUGAGGUUACACCAUCAAGACGGCGUUAUCUCAGAAAGCCAGCAGCAUGUUCCCCUCAGGGUACAGUCAGAUUAUAGGCAGAGCUGUGAAACCAGGCUACUAGACAAACAGCAUCUCUGCAGUCAGCGGCUGGCCAAGGCUCCAAGGUGUGUGCUACAUGAGAUUAAUGUCUACCUUACCUGGACAAAGUCAUUUCAUCUCCAGCACUGUGUCAUCACCUGACAGCUCUGUGGCGGUGAAGAUGACCACGGCACGGUACCGUCCCACCUGGGAGCUGGCCGUGGAUCCCCUGGUCUCAUGUAAGCUGUGCCUUGGAGAGUUCCCUCUGGAGCAGAUGACCACCAUCACACAGUGCCAAUGUGUCUUCUGUACACUGUGCCUGAAGCAGUACGUGGAACUCCUGAUCAAAGAGGGCCUUGAAACUGCAAUUAGCUGUCCAGACUCUGCCUGUCCUAAGAGAGGACACUUGCAGGAAAAUGAGAUUGAGUGCAUGGUGGCCACAGAGAUGAUGCAGAGAUACAAGAAGCUUCAGUUUGAAAGAGAGGUGCUGCUGGACCCAUGCCGGACGUGGUGCCCUUCCUCGACCUGCCAGGCUGUGUGCCAACUAAAGGAGGCAGAUUCCCCAGCACUGCCCCAGCUGGUCCAGUGCGCCGUCUGUGCCCUCGAGUUCUGCUCGGCCUGCAAGGCCAACUGGCAUCCCGGGCAGGCCUGCCAGGAGAACAACCUGCCCAUUACCUCCUUUCUACCAGGAGAAAACAGCUCUUUCUACAAGAAUGAAGAGGACGACGCGCCGAUCAAGCGCUGUCCUAAAUGUAAAGUUUACAUUGAGAGGGACGAGGGCUGUGCACAGAUGAUGUGCAAGAACUGCAAACAUGCCUUCUGCUGGUACUGUCUGGAGUCUCUGGAUGACGACUUCCUCCUGAUCCACUACGACAAAGGACCCUGUCGAAACAAACUGGGCCACUCCAGGGCAUCUGUUAUCUGGCACAGAACACAGGUUGUUGGAAUCUUCGCCGGCUUCGGCCUGCUCCUGCUGGUUGCCUCCCCCUUCCUCCUCCUGGCCACUCCCAUCGUCCUCUGCUGCAAGUGCAAGUGCAGCAAAGGCGAUGACGACCCGUUGCCAACCUAAAACAUGCCAACAAAAGCUGGAGCCGCUUUAAGGAUGGGCCAUCUUUUUUCCUUUUCACCCCUUUACGUUCUUUAUCUCCCACCAGCUUUGAACGCUUCAUUUUUUCGGGCUGAGCCUGCAGCAGCCCGGAGCCGCUUUGGGAUCCAUCGCUCUGCAUGAGAGAGGCGUGGUGGAAAAACGACCAUACAACCUCGGCCUGGAAGGAGAGGUCAAGUGUCAGAGGAAGUCCAACUUUACUAAGGACCACGGUGUCCGCGCGUGUGUGUGAGACGUUGGUGGAUUGGGGACGUGGAGAAAGUCCGGUGCAACUUCAAGUGGACCUUGAUGUGGGUUUUUGUUGUGAACUUAUGAGCAAUGACAAAGUUCAAGUUAAGAAAGGCUUUCCUCUUGUACGGACAAUAUCAUGCAAGAACUUUUACUUUAUCGCUCUGUUUUGUCGGUUUGUCGUACGCAACAAAAGCUUUUCCCCUCACCACCGCCACGCUCAAUGUAGCUCUACAGAUUCAGUCCGUAGCAUUAGAGUCACACCACGCAUGUUUGGUGUUCACUCGAUUUGCACACAGAGCGUGAUUCCUGCGUCACACUCACGACUGAGGUAGAGAUGGGAGGCUGUCGCCACUCUCAACUCAAUGUACAGCACGUCCUCUUGAUGAUGUCAAUGUUUUAUAACCUGUUGCUUUUAAUAGAACCGUGCUCAGAGUAGUGUCUGCGUGUUGUACUUUUAAAUGUUUUCCAAACUGUAAGGUACACUUAUUAAAGGGGAUUGCCACUCAAGGCUGAAAACAUCUUAUCUUUUAUGACCUUUUUCUUUUAAAUAACAUUGCCAUCACUUUGACCUGUAUCUUUUAUAUACGAACAGUCGUUACAUUGGAGCCAUUUUUCUCACAGAGGCUUUUUUCUGUAAGUUGCUUUUCAUGGUCAUACAGCCAGAAAUGUCCUGAUUUGAGUGGCGCUCCCCUUUAAAUUCAGCAUUAAUGUGAAAGUCUAUCAAAGACUGAGUAUCCACAUGUUGUGGAACCAUUUUAAUACUACAUUCAAAGAGAUGUCACUCCUGUAAUUCUCAGUCCCCAGGUGGUGGUUUAGCCAAAUAGAAAUGAAUAGCCUUAAAUUGAGAAUAGCCAAAAUCCGGCAUUUCCCCCCGUGCAUUAAAGAAAAAGUUGAAAAAGAAAAUCCAAAUGAUCCCAGGGAAAGCAUGUUUAACUGCAUUUUAAAGCAUUGCAGGCAGUCUGUGAAGCCCUUUAUAUUCAGAUGAUUCUAUGAUGUCGUCCAUAUGCCACACUGUUUAUAGCCAUACUGUAAAAAAAAACAAUAACAAGUAAACAAAACAACCUUCCUAACCUGAUGUUUUGUGACUGAGGUCUUUUCAAGCAGAUACACCAAACCGUCAUCCCGAACUAUCUGAACUUUAACUCUACAUCUUUGAGAAUCGACACAUACUCCUGUCCAUAAUUGCAAACUUGCAUAUGUUAGUGGUCUGAGUGUUGAUGUUUUGUUCUGUUGGUAGUUAGACCUCCAACAACAAGCAGCUACUUCCUCACAGGGACGCCAGAUGACAGAGUGAAAUAUAAAAGAAUGUUCAAUUUUUUGGGGCGCAUAAUUAAGAAGCUGCUCUAUACUAUAUCACUUUAUCUAUGCAAGUUUGUACAUUACUAAUUUGAAGAGGCUAUGGAUUGGUCAGAACAGACUUAAUGUCGUGGGAUUCGUGAAGUGAAAAUGGCAGAAUGUCACCGUACAUGUGCAUAUCAUGGCUUUUAUGAAGUCAGGGAAUUGACUUUCAUCAUCAUCAUGUGUUGCUGUGAUCCGCCCGUCUUUUGACUUUGCUUUCAAAUUUGUGAACAAGAAAACUGGGACAGAAUUUAGCCAUCAUUAAUUUCUGAGUUUUUGUUUUAGGGGGGGAAGUCUCUGAGGUCUUCUAUGGUUGCACAACUUACAUUAGUCUGUGUCAGUACGAGCAAAAAGGUCAACCAAUUAGUCCUACAUUAUAUUUAAAGCUCCUGUGAGGGGUUUUUAUCUGGUUAUGAAACUGGCUGAAAUUAAAAUUGAUGCCUCCUAAUGACCUAAAAUAGCAAACCAGACCAUCAGAAUUAAGAAACAAUUUCUAAAUAGUCAUUUUUAAUGUCUGGAACCAGUGUCGGGGGUAGGUGUCAAAAGAAGUAAUUGACUGAAGGCAGCCCAAAACACUACUAAGGCCUGGUUUAUACCUCAGCGUCGAAUCGACUCACAGCCUACGCCGAAGGUCUGCGUAGCUCUUUUUCAACACAAAAGCCUACACAGAUAGCCUGACGUGGACGUUUAUGGGGCGGCUGUGGCUCAGUGGGUAGAGUCGGUCGUCUAUCAAUCGGAAGGUUGGCGGUUCGUCCCAGCUCCGGCAGUCACAUGCCGAAGUGUCCUUGAGCAAGACACUGAACCCCGAAUUGCUCCGAAUUGUUCAGAGGUGUGUGAAUAUGAUCGAAUGAGAUUAGCUAACACUGAUGGUCCCUUACUGUAGCAGCCUCUACCAUCAGUGAGUGAAUGUGGUGUGAAUGGGUGAAUGUGACGAGUAGUGUAAAAGCGCUUUGAGUGGUCAGACAGACUAGAAAAGUGCUAUAUAAGUACAAGUCCAUUUACCAUUUACCAUUUACGUGCACCUCUUCCAAAAUGUAACUGUGUCGAAACAACGCAGACUGCAUGUCCUGGGUUGGUCCGCUCGACAACAUAUUUCCUGCAUUAACAGAACUUUCGGAAUCGCAGUACAACAGGCUUGCAUUGAAUCUCCUCUGACUUCUCCUCUCUACUCUUCUAUGUAAUAAUUGCUGUAUUAUAAACAGCGACAAGUGUCUGCUCCAAAUUAACAUAAAAUGUUCAGGAUCGCUGUGAAAAAGCAAGCAGGACACGUAACGGGACAGGAAGCAGGCGAUCCAACUAUGAGAUAGACCACACUGCCCUCUAGAGUUUCGUCGAAGUACUGCAGAGCUACGCAGAUACGAUGCACAAGUAUGUAGUGUUCACGUCCGUGUCGGUCACUGCUGCGUAGUGUCAACGCAGAAGUAUAAACCAGGCUUAACACAUAUACAGGGCAGAAAACAGCAAAGAGGUAAGAUAUACUGCUUUGUCCAGAGGGGGCGCCGAAAUCGACACAAGCCAACAGUUCCUCACAGGAGCUUUAAAGUUCACACCUUUUUUUUUUAUGUUACCAUGCAAAGCCAUUCUUCCUUUAUGAAAAAAGCCAUUUACAACUGCUACCUUCCCCUCCCUCCUGGUGUCAGUUACCGGAGUUCAUGUAGCAUUUCAUGGCACGUUCUGGCUACAGCAACCAAAAGAAAGGCGAUCAUUAGUUAACAGUAGUAGCUCAUUUAAGCUCAACAGUAGCUGAUCAUCUGCAGCUCCCUCCUCUCCUUGUAAAUUUAGCUCUGGUAUUCAGUUUUAUAAUCCCCAUCAUUGGUAGCCUUAACUUUCAGAAUAUCGCAUCUGUAGCCUGUGUUGCUUUCACUGACCUCAUCUACUGUAUAAGCAUGAUUAUUCAAUAUCAAAGUCAGUCCAAUUUCUAUCUUUGAAAGUUCGGUGCUUUCUUCCCCUGCAAAUUAGUUGAAGUUCCUCAAGCUUUUGUUGUUUUUAUGACAAUCGUGCCAAGCAGAUUUCCUGGAAGAGGAAAAAGGAAACAGAGCUGUCUACUGUAUGUGCAUUUUGACAUGUAUUGGUAACGUGUUAACAGUUUUUACAGAGUGGAAACUAUUUUAACGCUUCUUUAUGUAAAACGCUGCACUGCAUAUGGGUUUCAUUGUUUAUUUCUUGAUAUGAUCUGUGAUGUGUGUGUGUGUGUGUGCGCGUGUGUGCGCGCGUGUGUGUGGUAUGGUGCCUGCUGCGUUAAACAGAGGAGUUUAGCAGCUGAAAUCAAUGUCAACUCAACAGAAAAGUCGAUACAUAUGAGAGAUUGAAACUGUAUCAGGGCUGAUAUCACAAGAAUAAACAAACAUGUAUGAGAUAGUGCGAAAAAUAUUCAUUUAGCUUUAGUUGGCACUACAGCCACUCAUUUUUUUCACACAUUCUUUUAGGUUGGCAGGGCACCACUGAACAGGUAGAUUCUGUAAUAUGCAACAAACAUAAAAGGGCCAAACAGCAGACAUUACAAUCACUGCAGUGCUACAUUGCACAAAUCAUGUUCUACAAAAGGGCCAGAAAGGGGCUUUCAGGGCUCGUUGUAACAGCCAAUAAGAGCACAGGGGUCAGAGGAGGACGCUUUUACUGAUUCUAAGAUUUGGCGCUUAAGCAAGAGGCAAAUUCAUAAUUCUUUUACAAAAGGCUAAAGACGUACUUUGCAGCUGUUCUCAGAUCAAGUUUGGUUACGAGCAGCAAUUUAUAUUUUAUAACCUGUUGUGUCAAGAGAUGAAGCUGCAUGAUUUUUCUCUGACUUCUACAUGUUAAAUAUUACAAUAUUGUAGCCUCUACAGAUCUUUGGAAUGGUAGCUUUGUCACUCGAUCUCCCAGCUGUCAGGUUUUCACUUUGAUUUUUACCCCCCUCUCUUUUUUAAGAAACUAUGUUGUCAUGUUCAGCCAUAUGAUAUAAAACGUUCAUCAGCCUUCCUCUUUAUAGGCAGGUUGGCUUCAUGUGUAUGUUAACUGUUCAUUGUUUUUUUUCAUACAUGUGUUACAUCUACUUUUCGUUGUAUUUGCAUUAUCUGUUUUAAAAGGAACUCUUCAGGCCUGAUUGGUCGAUUCUGUUUCAAUCAGUCACCUCAGUAAAGUGAAUUCUUGUCAGGAGAAAAUGCUGUGUGUACACUACGAUUCUGUAUUUAAAGAUGGUGAACAGUGUCACUAGUUUAGUCAGUUACUGAUGGUUCAAUUGACCUGGGCGAUACAAAGAGAUCUGCAUUGUAAAACGGCAUAUAUUGGAUCAGUUCUGUACAACUUAGAAUCAGCAUCUCAGUAUAUCUACAGUUCCACUAACACUGUGACACCAGGUAUUAAAGGUUGUUGUUUUUUGUGA